AUGACCACAGUUUUACUUUCUGGUGCAUCUGGCUUCAUCGCCUUACACACUGUUCAAGAACUAAUCAAAAAUGGCUAUACCGUGGUGGGUUCUGUCAGAAGUCCCGAAAAGGGGGAGUACGUCAAGAAAGCGUGCGGGAAUCCAGAAAAGUUCACCUACGAGAUAGUGAAGGAACUCUCUGAGGAUGGUGCUUUUGACGAAUUUGUUAAAAAACACCCCGAGGCCACCGCUUUCUUGCACACCGCCUCACCGUUCUUUUUCGAUGUCACGGAUAUCGAGAAUCAAUUGCUUCAACCUGCCAUCAAGGGAACCACAUCAGCUUUGCAAUCAAUUAAGGACUAUGGGCCUAACAUCAAGAGUGUGGUUAUCACAUCGUCGUAUGGUGCAAUUGCUUCGUACGAAAUGGACCAACAGGCUGGCAAAGGGAUGUCUGG
Messenger RNA from Candidozyma duobushaemuli, 434 nucleotides. RefSeq lists its product as uncharacterized. The record is from RefSeq and is a predicted model, not a curated record. The annotation marks the transcript as partial. Gene Ontology annotation, molecular function: oxidoreductase activity, acting on the CH-OH group of donors, NAD or NADP as acceptor. Lineage: Eukaryota; Fungi; Ascomycota; Pichiomycetes; Serinales; Metschnikowiaceae. The transcript has a single exon.